AUGAAUAACAUCUCCCCCUUCUGUCUCUCUGUCUCCCCACAGCUCCUGAGGAAGAGGCACAUAGGGAACGACAUUGUGACCAUUGUGUUUCAGGAACCGGGGACUCUGCCCUUCACCCCUAAAAACAUCCGCUCACACUUCCAACACGUCUUCGUCAUCGUCAAGGUCCACAACCCCUGUACUGAGAACGUCUGCUACAGGUACAAACACAACCCCUGUAUUGAGGAGGGAGGGAGGGAGGGAGGAAGAGCAGGUUGGAGGAGCAGAGGGAGGUGGAGGAGGAGGGAGGGAGGAAGAGCAGGGUGGAGGAGCAGAGGGAGGGAGGGAUAGAGGGAGGGAGGGAGGGAGGGGGAGGGGGAGGGAGGGAGGGAGGGAGGGAGGGAGGGAGGGAGGGCAGGGCAGGGUGGAGAAGCAGAGGGAGGAGGAGGGAGGGAGGGCAGGGUGGAGAAGCAGAGGGAGGGAGGGAGGGAGGGAGGGAGGGAGGGAGGGAGGGAGGGAGGGAGGGAGGGAGGGAGGGAGGGAGGAAGGAAGAGCAGGGUGGAGGAGCAGAGGGAGGGAGGGAGGGAGGGAGGGAGGGAGGAAGAGCAGGGUGGAGGAGCAGAGGGAGGGAGGGAGGGAGGGAGGGAGGGAGGGAGAGCAGGGUGGAGGAGCAGAGGGGGGAGGGAGGGAGGGAGGGAGGGAGAGCAGGGUGGAGGAGCAGAUGGAGGUGGAGGAGGAGGGAGGGAGGAAGAGCAUGGUGGAGGAGCAGAGGGAGGGAGGGAGGAAGGGAGGGAGGAAGAGCAGGGUGGAGGAGCAGAGGGAGGUGGAGGAGGAGGGAGGGAGGAAGAGCAGGGUGGAGGAGCAGAGGGAUGGAAGCACAUCUAACAUACUGUAGGUAGCAUCAGGAAGAAGAAACUACCUUAGUAAACUCAGUAACACAUGUAACAUCCUAAGUCGAACCUUGAUGGCCUCUCCUCUGGCGGCGAUGUUUUUGGUCGGCCUCUGGAAUCAGACCAAUUGCUCUGGGGAGAGCGAACAAAGGAUCUGCAUCAUCAAUGGCAUGACUCCACAGUCAUGUCUGGAAAUCACUAAGAGCCGUCACGACUCCACAGUAAUGUCUGGAAAUCACUACGAGCCAUCACAACUCCAGGUUUAUCGCGCAAUCUCCCACCCGAUGAGGUGGUAAUUUUGUCGCCUGUGUCUUAGAAAAUGCGUGCGCCAGAUCAUGGUAUUCGGGGGGAAUAUGCACAGUGGAGGUACCGUCUGGACUUUCCACUGUAGUUGCACCAAUGGAAACACCUAGACACCUACCCUGACACUCUCGCAACCACCCCGUGGGCGAACUACCAUGUGAUCUGGAAAGUGGAUGGGUAGGGUACAGUGCGCAGCAGAAAGCUCUGAACGAGUGUGGGUGUUCGAUACCUGGGGUGAUGCGAGAGUGCCCUGCCUACCGCCUCCAGACCCAAAAGAGCGUUGACUAUGACGUGUGGUGUACUGUCCCUUCGUGCCACCAGAGUGGCACUGUCGCUGUCCUCCUCCGCUCUCUCGGACGGCGGCUCCACCCAGCUCCAUCAGCUCGGGAUCCAAGUCGUCCUGGGGUGGAAACGGGCAGACCGCUACCAGGACGUCCUCUGGCUGCCAGCAGGUUGUCCAAACCGAUGGCCAUGUCCACCAAUUUCGUGAAAGACAACAUGGUGUCCCAGCAGGCUAGCUCCCGUCAGACGUACUCCCACAGAUGGCACCGUAAAUGAUCGAUCAGGGCCCGCUCAUUCCACCCGGACCCCGCUGCCAGAGUCGAAACUCCAACACGAAGUCCUGCGCGGUCCUCGUCCCCUGCCUUAGGUGGACCAGCCGCUUGCCCGCCUCUCGACCCUCGGGUGGGUGAUCGAAGACCGCCCGAAAGAGGCGAGCGAACUCUCCGUAGUCCUCCAACGCAGCUCCUCCUUCAUUCCAAACCGCGUUGGCCCACUCCAGGGCUUUCCCCGAGAGGCAGGAAACGAGGACGGACACCUUCUCCCGCUCCGAUGGCGCCGGCCUGAUGCUGGAGUAAAGCUCCAGUUGGUAGAGGAAUCCUUGCCAGAGUACCGCCGUCCCGUCAAACGCCCGUGGUCGGGAUAUCUGGAUCCCUCCGGGUGCUGGGGUGUAGGUGGCUGGAUCCGGUUGGCCAGCUGGUCUCGACAGAUCGGGUCCUCUCCUCUCCAGGCGUUGGACGACCUGACAAACCCGAUCCAUCGCUUCCCCCAAAAUGGCCAGCAUCGUGGAAUGCUCCUGGAUCCGUGCCACGACUCAAGGCAUGCGCUCUUCUCCCGCUGACUCCGUAGCGGGUGGGUGAUUCUGUGAUGAGUGUGAUAGAAGGAGUCAGGCACAGGAAGGUAAUCACCGAAUGCAGAGUUUAUUGCGCCGUACACAAAUAGCACUGGAUAGCGACAAGCGAAACAGGCACAGGGAAAAAUCUACCCUGGCAAUACAAGGUAACGGUAGUUCCAACAAUAACAGGCACAGGGGAAAUAUCUACCCUGGCAACAAAAUGGUACGAGUAGCUCCACCGAGCUACUCUACUCUCACAAAUAAACAAUCACCCACAAGGACAAGGGGGCAGAGGGAACACUUAUACACGGACUAAUGAGGGGAUAUGAACCAGGUGUGUGUGAUUGACAAGACAAGACAAAUGGAAUGAUGAAUAAUGGAGCGGCAGUGGCUAGUAAGCCGGUGACGAUGAACGCUGAAGCCUGCCCGAACAAGGAGGGGAGGCAGCCUCGGCUGAAGUCGUGACAGUACCCCCCCCCCUCCCCCCGCCUUGAUAGGUUGUUUUUAUUGUCAAGACUCCACAGUGAUGUCUGGAAAUCACUAGAAGCCAUCAUGACUCCACAGUAUUGUUUGGAAUCACUAGGACCCAUCACAACUAAUGUAUGGAAACCACUAGGAUAGGAGGUUUUUAAUGUCAUUACUCCACAGUAAUGUCUGGAAUCGCUAGAAUAAGUUGUUUUUAUUGUCACGACUCCAGAGUAAUGUCUGGAAAUCACUAAUAUAGGAGGUUUUUAAUGUGACGACUCCAAAGUAAUGUCUGGAAAUCACUAGGAGCUAUCACGACUCCAUAGUAAUGUCUGGAUAUCACUAGAAUAUGAGGUUUUUAAUGUCAUGACUCCACAGUAAUGUCUGGAAAUCACUAGGAGCCAUCAUGACUUCACAGUAAUGUCUGGAAAUCACUAGGAGCCAUCUUGACUCCACAGUAAUGUCUGGAAAUCACUAGGAGCCAUCAUGACUCCACAGUAAUGUCUGGAAAUCACUAGGAGCCAUCAUGACUCCACAGUAAUGUCUGGAAAUCACUAGGAGCCAUCAUGACUCCACAGUAAUGUCUGGAAAUCACUAGGAGCCAUCAUGACUCCACAGUAAUGUCUGGAAAUCACUAGGAGCCAUCAUGACUCCACAGUAAUGUCUGGAAAUCACUAGGAGCCAUCAUGACUCCACAGUAAUGUCUGGAAAUCACUAGGAGCCAUCAUGACUCCACAGUAAUGUCUGGAAAUCACUAAGAUAGGUCACUGUUAAUGUCACAAUAGGAGCUAUCACGACUCCACAGUAAUGUUUGGAAAUUACUAGAAUAGGUCACUGUAUAUAUCUACUACUGUCAUCCCCAAGACAUGGGAAGACAUGUCACUGUAUAUAUCUACUACUGUCAUCCCCAAGACAUGGGAAGACAUGUCACUGUAUAUAUCUACUACUGUCAUCCCCAAGACAUGGGAAGACAUGUCACUGUAUAUAACUACUACUGUCAUCCCCAAGACAUGGGAAGACAUGUCACUGUAUAUAUCUACUACUGUCAUCCCCAAGACAUGGGAAGACAUGUCACUGUAUAUAUCUACUGCUGUCAUCCCCAAGACAUGGGAAGACAUGUCACUGUAUAUAUCUACUACUGUCAUCCCCAAGACAUGGGAAGACAUGUCACUGUAUAUAUCUACUACUGUCAUCCCCAAGACAUGGGAAGACAUGUCACUGUAUAUAUCUACUACUGUCAUCCCCAAGACAUGGGAAGACAUGUCACUGUAUAUAUAUACUACUGUCAUCCCCAAGACAUGGGAAGACAUGUCACUGUAUAUAACUACUGCUGUCAUCCCCAAGACAUGGGAAGACAUGUCACUGUAUAUAACUACUACUGUCAUCCCCAAGACAUGGGAAGACAUGUCACUGUAUAUAUCUACUACUGUCAUCCCCAAGACAUGGGAAGACAUGUCACUGUAUAUAUCUACUACUGUCAUCCCCAAGACAUGGGAAGACAUGUCACUGUAUAUAUCUACUACUGUCAUCCCCAAGACAUGGGAAGACAUUUCACUGUAUAUAUCUACUACUGUCAUCCCCAAGACCCUGACCUACCCCCAUGUCUUCUGUGUCGCCCUACAUUAGUAUUAACUCCAUCCUCUCUUUCUCUCUCCCCCUACAGCGUUGCUGUCUCUCGUUCUAAAGACGUCCCUCUGUUCGGCCCUCCGAUCCCCAAGGCAGUGACCUUCCCCAAGUCCGCCGUGUUCCGAGACUUCCUAUUGGCCAAGGUCAUCAAUGGGGAGAACGCCACCCACAAAUCGGAGAAGUUCCGCGCCAUGGCGACCAGAACGCGCCAGGAGUACCUCCGCGACCUGGCCGAGAACUUCGUAUCCACGGCAACCAUGGAUUCGGCUGUGAAGUUCAGUUUCAUCACACUGGGAGCCAAGAAGAAAGAGAAGGUCAAACCUCGUAAAGACGCUCACCUGUUCUCCGUCGGCGCCAUCACCUGGUCCGUCACCGCACGGGACUUCGGCCAAUCAGCAGACGUGGACUGUCUCUUGGGCGUGUCCAACGAGUUCAUCGUUUUAAUAGAGGAGCAGUCUAAGAACGUGGUGUUCAACUGUUCCUGUCGUGAUGUCAUCGGAUGGACGUCUGGGAUUAUUAGCAUCAAGAUCUUCUACGAGAGAGGAGAGUGUGUGGUGUUGUCUGUUCAGGACGGAUGUGAAGAAGAUAUACGAGAGAUGGUGCAGAGACUAGAG
This is a messenger RNA of Coregonus sp. 'balchen', 4991 nucleotides long. The record is from the annotation of a GenBank genome assembly. Lineage: Eukaryota; Metazoa; Chordata; Actinopteri; Salmoniformes; Salmonidae.